CCUCAUUCAAACCUUAAGACUGACUGAUAAGACUGUUAAAAAGAAAGAGAGAGAUGGCAUGUUCUCCUUCUAGCAUUCUUUGUUUGGCAACCCUAGUGAUCGCCGGAAUCUUAUUUUCCGGCGAGCAAUCUGUAGUGAUGGCACAGAGAAAAUGCAGAGGUGAUGUUCAGGGACUAAUGAAGCAAUGCAUGCAAUUUGUAGAGAAGGGUGGGCCACUGAGGGAUCCAUCACAGAGCUGUUGUGCUGUUUUGAAGAACUCCGAUGUCACCUGUAUGUGUGGUAUAAUCCCUCCCCGGAUAUUGCCGAAGAUCAGCAGUGCCAAAGUGGCUCAUGCUGCAUAUUUCUGUGGCAAUCCCAUUCCUGCUGGAGUUAAAUGUGGAAGUUAGACAGGUCUCAAGGCAUGAAGUUGAGAGAAGAGAGAUGGAGGAAUUAAUAAAGCCAAAUAAUGUGGCAUGUUAUAAAAAUAAAUUUUACUUAUUGCAAUAUUUACACUACUAGUUCUGAUCUAUAUUGUAUGGAUGGUCACUCAUGACUUACACCAUCUUCCCCUACCUAAAUAUAGUUACUGAUCUAAGAAAUUAAAAUGUCUGUCUUUGUAUUA
Molecule: messenger RNA, 601 nt
Organism: Macadamia integrifolia
Lineage: Eukaryota; Viridiplantae; Streptophyta; Magnoliopsida; Proteales; Proteaceae
Exons: 2
Coding region: 54-386 (110 amino acids)
Source: RefSeq, a predicted model, not a curated record